Symbiodinium necroappetens is the source of this 1341-nucleotide messenger RNA. The record is from the annotation of a GenBank genome assembly. NCBI's taxonomy places the organism in Eukaryota, Dinophyceae, Suessiales, Symbiodiniaceae.
AUGCUGCGCGCCAUCCUUUUCCUUCGCAUCUGCAGUCUGGCAGCAUCCAUCCCACAAAGCGCGUCCGAGAGUUGUCCAGACGAUGUCACAGCACUUCUACAGCGAGAGGGCGACGCUGUGCUGCAACAUCCAGGCUUCAACAUCCUUCAGGUGCGCCGCACGAUGAUGAAGAAGGCCAGCCAGUGUGCAAAAAAGUAUUACAAGCAGCUCGAGCUUCUGAACUUGCCUUCAGUAUAUCGCACCUCAUGGCAGCCACGGAAGCUGCCCAUGACUUCUCGCAACUUGGUGAUUGGCGCUGGCAUGGGGACCACCGGCACGCAUGGUUUGGUAGUUGCCUUGGAAGAGCUGGGCUUGCAUGGAUACCACUACAAGGACGCAAGGGCUUCUGCAAACGAGCAUGCCAGAGAGCACAAGCUGCCGGAGUUUUUGACCGAAAUUGUCGAAGGCAUGCUUGCCAACACCUCACAAUGCCUCGAGACCAUCGAGAAUUUUGACUUUAGCCAGUUGCCGAAGAACGUCGACUACGUGAGCGACACCCCGUUCACGGAGUCCUUCCUGGACGUGUACUUUCAGUUCCCCGAAGCGAAAGUUGUCCUGACCACCAGGCCUUCGCUGGAGUGGGCGAAGAGCCGGCGCAAACAUGGCAACAGCCCACCUCCGGUCAUGAGGCCUUGUGGCCUCCAAGGCUUGAAAGAGUAUUCCGAUGGGGACUUGGCCUCCAUGCUCGAAGCCUAUCAUGACCUCGUCCGCUGUGUGGUCCCCCGGAAGAACUUGCUGGAGCUCAACUUGUUCGAAGAGGGCCUCAACUUGACCAGUAGCCUGAUGACGUUCUUGGAAGACAGGCUGCCGCUCGUCCAAGCAGCCGUCGCACAUCGUCGCACCAUUGCAAGUCACAGCGUGCAAGAUUCUGCGAUGCAACUGCAUUCUGCGGUGUUUGUGCUUCCCAGGCCGAUUCAGUCGGAAGCAGCUGGGCCGAAGGCAGAGGUGAAGGCUACGGAAGGCGGCUGGCGGCUGGAGGUCCCCUGGCCAGAAGGCCUCGACCUGGCCAGCAUCGCCGCUGGGACUUUGAGAUUUGCAGAUCUCGGAUACAGAGGUUUCGCUGACGAUGCCGGGAGGCCACUUGCUCCUCGCUUGGCCUCAACCCGUGGAUUCUUCAAGCGCUUCGGCCGCCGUCUCAACGAGGACCAGUGGUUGGCCUAUGCCUUGGACAGCGACGACAGCUGCGAGAGCGAACAGGCAGCCAGCCUCAUGAGUUCCCCAAGAGCGCACCUUCAGUUGUCCAUAGCCGUGGCUACGACGAGGCGGCAGUCCCGCCCUAUUCCGCCCCAUUCCAAGCACUGA